GGCGGGGCAGCGUUUAGCGGCGGGUCUCGUCGGCGCCGCGGAGCGAGGCAGGGAUAAGCCCCGCGGGGUCAGGCGGGCGCCGCGGACCGGGACCGGGGCAGCGGCAGCCAUGGCAGCCGGCCGGCGGGACGAGGCGCCGCUCCGCGCCGGGCUUGCCGCGCUCCUCUGCGCCCUCCAUGUGUGGGCUGCUUGUCAGGAUGCCACUGUCACGCAGGAGCUUCUGAAAGAGGGGUUUCACAGGGACCUGCUGGUGAAGGUAGAACUUGGUGUACUGGGGGAAGAUGCAGGAGGAUGCGCAGUGGCAGCUAGAACUCGUCUUCCUCCAGGAAUCUACGUGGAUCCCUAUGAGCUGGCAUCGCUGCAGCAGCACAAUUUAACAAAGGCGGUGUUAAUUCCUGAUGUCAUUGAUGUGGAGGCCCCUGAGUACUUAGCUACAGAUCUUCUUCUUCUCCUGUACAUGGAACCUGACCCUCGGUGCUCUCGCUGUUUUAAAGCUGCCUUGCCUGUGCACGGGCGGUACCACCGGCCGGCAGAAGAGAGUGAGGAAGCAUUGAUUGUUCUGAAGAGCCCAGAAGUACUGGUCUGCUGCUGUGACAAUCGCCUGUCAGCAGAGUGUUGGAAGCCUGCUGAAGUGGAAGCUCCCUGUUCGGGCAAAACUGACAGCCCCUGUCAGUGGUACAGCGUAACGCAUAAACCUAUACCUGCAGACAUCCUGGAUAUCUGCUGCUCUUGUCCAAAAACAUUUUGGAGCUUCCUGCAUCACAGAGAAAGCACACAGUUGUUUGCCCUGGAGAAAACUGGCUUCUCAGUGAUCUGCAAAAUGCUCAUUCUGAGAGCUUCUCUCCUCCAUGCUGUAUUACAUACAUAUCCUCAAUGGCAAACCUAUUGCAAGAACAAAGAUACAGGGGAUAGAAAUGGCUACCUUUUAAAAUGGUAGCAGGUAAAUUUACUGAGCUUUGCACUGCAGGAGCGGCUGGUGCUCUGUUUGCUGUAAAUUGAAAGGUGAUGUCCAUCUUGGUUUUGAUUUUGAAUCCCAGAAAAAGCCUUAGCAAAGGGCUAAUUAAAUAAUGGUCUGGUUACUAAUCCUCUAAGUUGCAGUCAAAAAGAAAUAGCUUGUUAAAUGCAUGUAAUCCAUUUAUUUUCUUUGUAGGCUUAUGAGGAAUCGAUUUUGCAGGUUCCAGUGGGGCUCAGGAAACAUAGUUCCUUAGUGUGUGUUGUGACUCUUCUUGCCACGGUGCUCUGUUCCACUCUGAUUCUCGCAGCUGUAUGCAAACACGGACACUUCUCCCCGGUGACCUGCUCAGAAUAAAGAAAUACAGAAUGGCUGACCUCCAUCCAGCAAAACUAACUGAAUAUUACAUCAGCUUCCUAAAUUAA
Aquila chrysaetos chrysaetos is the source of this 1377-nucleotide messenger RNA. RefSeq names its product phosphatidylinositol glycan anchor biosynthesis class X (gene PIGX). Bases 110 to 937 code for a protein of 275 amino acids. Lineage: Eukaryota; Metazoa; Chordata; Aves; Accipitriformes; Accipitridae. The transcript is spliced from 6 exons. The record is from RefSeq and is a predicted model, not a curated record. Gene Ontology annotation, cellular component: endoplasmic reticulum membrane. Gene Ontology annotation, biological process: GPI anchor biosynthetic process.